AUGAACGGGUCUGGACCAGAUCCAUUGCGCUGUGCAAAUGCCUGUUCUUUCACACUGGAUCCAAACACCGCAUACACUCAAAUCAUUCUGUCUGAGAAUAACAGAAUAGUGGGAUGGGAGGAAGAGAUACAGCCGUAUCCUGAUCAUCCAGACAGAUUUGAUGCGUGUGAGCAGGUGUUGUGUAGAGAGAGUGUGUGUGGACGCUGUUACUGGGAGACUGAGUGGGGUGGAGGUAGAGAAUUGCAUAUAUCAGUGUCAUAUAAGAACAUCAGCAGGAAGGGAGAAGGUAAUGAGAGUGUGUUUGGAGCUAAUGAUCAGUCCUGGAGUUUGUGCUGCCUUCCGGCGUAUUAUUCAUUCAGACACAAUAACAUAGUGACUGAUUUCUUUGUAGAGCCCUACAUAUGCAGUGGUAGAACAGGAGUGUAUGUGGAUCACAGUGCAGGAACUCUGUCCUUCUACAGCAUCUCUGACACAAUGAGCCUCAUCCACACAGUCCAGACCACAUUCACUCAGCCGCUCUAUCCUGGGUUUAGAGUUGAAGGUGGAAUAAUUAAACUGUGUUGAUGAAUAAGAAGAGACUGACCAGAGAUUCUACCCAUAAUGCUUUGAGCUGCAUGAUAAAUCAGUGACAGUGAGAUGUUACAGUCUCUUCAUCACAUCAAUACUGCAGCUGAACCUCUGUCACUGAAAUAACAGUCAGAAUAAAUGUGUCAGAAAUCCUCAUAUACACAGUAAUAUCAGUGUGUGUGUGUGUGUGUGUGUGUGUGUGUGAGUCAUGCUCAGUGAUGUGUAUCUAUGAUUUUCUCAACCUACAUUUGUGUUUUUAUUAUAGUGUUACAUCAAUCAUUUGUAUUAUUAUCAAAAUUAGCUUUCAAUUGAAAUGUAUCUUUUAAAAACAUGUAAUUCUGUUGUUUUUGUUUACUUGUUUUAUUUACUCAAAUAUGUAAACAUGAACCUUCGCUGAAUUGCUUUGCUGAAACCUUUGCUAAAUUGAUGAUAAUG
This is a messenger RNA of Cyprinus carpio (common carp), 1002 nucleotides long. Its product is annotated as neoverrucotoxin subunit alpha-like. The record is from RefSeq and is a predicted model, not a curated record. Lineage: Eukaryota; Metazoa; Chordata; Actinopteri; Cypriniformes; Cyprinidae. Bases 1 to 564 code for a protein of 187 amino acids. Gene Ontology annotation, molecular function: protein binding. The transcript is spliced from 2 exons.